AUGGAAUCAAAACCAUUCAAAGUGGUCAUCGCCGGUGGCAGCAUUGCCGGGCUUGCUCUUGCCUUGAUGCUUGAAAAGAACGGCAUUGACUUCAUCGUAUUGGAAGGCUAUGGCAGCAUUGCACCGCAGGUUGGGGCUAGUAUCGGUCUGCUUCCAAAUGGUCUCCGCAUUCUUGACCAGCUAGGAUGCUAUGAAACGGUUCUGGAGAAGGCAGAAUAUCCUGUCGACAAGUACUUUUUCCGGGAUUCUCAGGGACAGCAGUUCUGGUCGUUUGAGGACUUUAAUCGGGAGACAGUGGAUCGUCACGGUUAUCCGGUGAUAUUUUUCGAUCGCCGCAUGUUGAUUGAAGUGCUCUAUGACAAGAUCCAAGACAAGUCUCGAGUUCUCACCGAUCAGAGAGUUCAAAGUAUCAGGAACGGUGCGUCGGAUGUCACUGUCACCACCACCACCGGCCGGGAAAUUACGGGAAAUAUCGUCGUCGGGGCAGACGGCAUUCAUUCAACUGUGCGCCAAGAAAUGUGGAAGGAAGCGCAGAAGAUAGAUCCCUCGUGGAUUGACCCUUCAGAGGCAUCCGCACUUCCUGCGACAUACUCCUGCAUCUUCGGUAUAUCAGAAGGUGUAAAGGGCAUCGAAAAAGGCACGAUGCAUUCGGUAUUCAACGAGCAUUUUUCAUACUUGGUCCCAAGCGGGCCCGGUGACCGGACCUACUGGUUCCUUGUGCUCAACAUGGGAAAGACAUUGUACGGCGACGAUAUCCCUCGAUUCUCAGAAACGGAAGAGAAAGCAGUAGCGAAGGAGCAUUGGAACGACCGGAUUACUCCCACGCUUCAAUUCUCCGAUCUAUACAAGAGCAAGAUCGCUUCGGUGCACACACCGCUGCCAGAGUACGUGUAUAAGAAAUGGUAUUUUCAGAGAAUGAUGACUAUCGGCGAUGCGAGCCACAAGUUCGAGCCAUUGACCGGUCAGGGCGGUAACAACGCUAUCGAGACAGCGGCUUCUUUGACAAAUCAUCUUGUCGCGGCUCUGAAGCGCUGCAGUUCUGGGACCCUGUCGACUGCCGAGAUCUCCAAGGUUUUUGAAAACGUGCAGGAACAGCGUGAAGACCGCGUUUGGGAAUUAGUCAAAGGAUCCCAUGCGCGACAACGUGUUGAAUGCAUGGAAACACCGCUGCUGAAACUAGUUGGAAAGUAUCUGAUUCCAAACCUACCCAGAUACAAGUUGGUCGACAAAUGGAUCCAGAUUUAUUCCCCAAGUGUAUCGUUGAACAUGAUCCCACAGCCAAACAAAGAGUGGGAAAUUGCCUACUACGAUGAGCGAUUCAGAACACCAUCUUCCCGCGGCCUCGCAGGCGUUCUUCUUUACGCAGCUUACUUCUUCCUUGCCUGGUUGGGCCAUCGGCAACUGAAGAUAGCGGGCACAGAGAACGGGACUUGGGAAUUGCUCCGUCAAGCAAUGCAAAACGGCUCAAUACCGCUCACAGGAGACACAGAGGUGUCUCUUCGCCGGGUUUAUACCGGCCUUGCGUUUCCUGACCUCAUUCUCCAAGCCUUGGUGACGUUCUUUUCGCCUGCAGUUAGCAACUUCUCCAGACCAGAGCAGCCGGUGCAGGUACUGUACUUCCUUGCUUCAAUAGUUCCAUUGAUGGCCAUCUUCACUGUUGAAGGCUACCGACCGCGAAACAAAUGGACGCUCCUUGCGAUCCCAUCGGUAUGGGGUGUUCUCUAUCAGCUGCGUGGUAUUGGAGUGAUCGCGCCAAUAUAUUUCGCAGCGAGCACUUACAUCUCGUCUCCGAUUACUUAUUUCUCUCCAAGCUCGCGCAACUUGGCUCCCUCCACGGCUCGCGCGAUACUUCCCGCUGUGUUGGUUGGAUAUGUCCUGCCGACAAUGAUGUUGUUCUUCCCCUUGGAGAAUGCCCCAGUCACCCGACAGGCCUUCAUCGCCCUAUGGCAGCCUGUUCCAAUUUACGUGGUUAUUUUCACAGAAAUAUUCUCUGGCAUAAUCAAGCGUGUUGAAGGGUCCAAGUCGGUCACGCCUUCAACGGACAGCAAGUCCAAUCAUGAUCUGCCUUCGUUGCAAAUGCUUUACGCAUUUACUGGCUGUAUCGCUGCGUGCUUCCAUCUUGCGUUGCUGUCCAGCUGGUUCGUCUCUGGUAGCAAUUUCCUGGUCAGGGCAUUUAUCCCAGCGGACUCUUUUGCGCAGACAUCCACACUCGCAGAUGGCAUCUUCAUAUUUUUCCAGAAUGAUUUCCUACUUGUUUCUGCUGCCAGUCUUCUCUGGAGCUGGUCCAAUGUAUGGGACUUGUAUCGUAUGGGAAUUUCGAAUGUUUCCAUGUGGGUAUCUUUGGCAGGUCUGGCUCUUGGAUAUGUGGCGGCUGGACCGGGUGCAACUGCGGCGGCUGUGUGGUACUGGAGGGAGGGCGUUAUGAGCCAAAGGAAAUUCCGUUCGAUCUCUCAAUAG
Molecule: messenger RNA, 2457 nt
Organism: Penicillium canescens
Lineage: Eukaryota; Fungi; Ascomycota; Eurotiomycetes; Eurotiales; Aspergillaceae
Product: FAD-dependent oxidoreductase
Exons: 4
Coding region: 1-2457 (818 amino acids)
Molecular function (GO): FAD binding
Source: RefSeq, a predicted model, not a curated record